Molecule: messenger RNA, 1102 nt
Organism: Liolophura sinensis
Lineage: Eukaryota; Metazoa; Mollusca; Polyplacophora; Chitonida; Chitonidae
Product: zinc finger MYM-type protein 1-like
Exons: 1
Coding region: 176-1102 (308 amino acids)
Source: RefSeq, a predicted model, not a curated record
AUCACAGCGUGUUGACGAAAUUCCGACACUCGCUGAUGAUGAGAGCCAGCCAUGUACCUCACACGGGCAAACUGCGGAGAAGACCGAGUCCACUACGGCCGGUGAGCUUUCAGAAACAACACCUGCCACCCAAAAAUCUGGUCCUAAUGCCGAUAGUCCCCAUUCGUUGGAUGGUAUGGCUAUGCGUGAGCCAGUCUCUACUUCGCCUAACCAGCCGUCAAAUUUUAAUUUCCCAAACAGGAUGUUCGGGAAACAGCAGCGAUCUUUUCAACCUCAGUGGUUCAAAGCCUUUUCUUGGCUGCAUUAUCUGGAAUAUAAUGACACUGUAUUAUGUCACACUUGUGUCACUGCUGACGAGCAGCGCAAACUUGGUAACGCCAAAAAUGCCGAGAAGGCAUUUCUCAUAAAUGGAUUUUCCAACUGGAAAAAAGCCCUUGAAAAAUUCCGUGAUCAUCAGAAAUCCCAGUGCCACAAACUAGCUGUUCAGAGCGUUGAGUUACCACAACAAUGUGGAGAUAUCGGAGAGCGGUUGGAUACUGCACUAGCAGCUGAAAAAAAGUGGAACCGCUCCAUUUUAGUGAAGAUUUUAGAGAACCUUAGGCUGAUGGGGAGACAGGGGCUUUCACUGCAAGGCAGCACAGACGAAGACUCCAAUUUUAUACAGAUUUUGAAACUCAGGGCAAUCGAUGACCCAUCUAUUUUGAAAUGGUUAGAAAAAAAAACUGGCAAAUAUACCUCCCAUGAUAUCCAAAAUGAGUUACUCAAAAUCAUGGCCAACAUCAUAGUGAAAGAUAUUGCAACAUCGAUAAAGUCUGCUGGAUUUUUCGCUAUUCUCUCAGAUGAAUGCACAGAUAUAUCAAACAAGGAGCAAUUAACAGUCUGUCUGAGGUGGAUUGACAAAGCCUUAGAGCCACAUGAAGACUUUGUCGGGUUUUACCACAUCCCUAACAUAAACGCAGACACUAUUGUCGGCGCUAUUAAAGACACCUUAACAAGACUGGAUCUGUCUCUCAAUAACUGCAGGGGGCAGUGCUACGAUGCUGGGGGACCUAUGGCCGGGUGGAAAAUGGUGUGGCUGCUCAAAUCAAGGCUCAAUCAGUGA